AUGUCCACAGCGGACACAGCCGAUGCAAGCGACGUGCCCCCCGUGGUACGUGACUUGCUUCGCAUCUCUCUCAACGCCAAGGAAUAUCGCUUCCUUCACAAAGCCGCCCUCUCGCGCUUUCCGCCAGCUCUGCAGAACAAGCUCCCCUCGCCAUCACGAUACGAUGCCCUAGCCCGUCCCAGAAAUAAGCACAGCGAAGCCGCGGUCCGCGCGUCGUUGCGGGUGUUCUUGGGGUCGGGUCUGGCGCUCAAGUUGACAGAUUUGCUUCUUGCGAGGAAUAUCCUUGUUAUCUUGACAUCAACCUACUUACACGUCUAUCUUUGUUUUUUUAGGUCAAAAACACGCACCCCUCUCCUCCGCUCCCCAAACUUUCGUCUCUCCAUCUCCCUCUCCCUCCUCCUCCUCAUCCACCGAAUCCUCUACCGCUUCCUCGUCCGACUACGCGCGAACCUGCGCACGGAAGAUGCCCGUCCCUUCUGUGAGCGAAACCCACGGAUCUCGCGCGCGUUAACCUCGCGCUUCGCCCCUGCCGUCGGAGCCAGUCUGGCAGGUUUCGCGCUGGGCAUCUGUCCGCAGGACCAGCUCCGUCUCACGGUGGCUAUCUACACCAGCACGCGCAGCUUGGAGUUCCUCUUUAAUGUACUAGAUGAGAAGGGUUAUUUGGAUAAGCGGCCCUGGUGGUUCGGCAGCUGGCUGCUUAUGCCCGUGUCGUGUGCGCAGCUGUUCCAUGCUUUUGUGUUUGAUCGGGAGACUACACCUAAGUGGUUCGGUAAUGUCAUUCUGAAGCUCUCGCCGAGCUAUAUCCAGAGCCGACCGGAGUCGUUGCCCAGCAAUGUGCCCUGGCCGGAGAAGGAGGAGAUUGUGGACUCGCUUGCUUCUAUUGCGGAUUUGCGCUGGCCCGCAUUUGUGUCUCCCAUUCUGCACCCCGGAGACCCCAACACCCUGCCGUCCUUGGUCAAGGCCAUCUCCCCAAUCACCGGCCCAGCUCAUCCCUCGAUCUCGAAUCUGUCCUGUGCGUUGCUGCACCCUAAUGUCCCGACCUGCAGCACGGCCUUCCUGCAUCACAUCCUCCUGUCAGUGCCGAAGCUGGCUCGGUUCCUCACGGCGGUGACCCUAGCCCUGAGCAUCCCCCGCAUCAAGACGAUUCUGACCCAACCGAUCACCUCGGUGAACACCAUAUCCAAGCGGAUCAUAACCCUAACGGCCGUGCUCUCCGCAGCGGUUGGCUCUGCCUGGGGCAGCGUCUGCCUCCUGAACAGCUCCCUGCCCCGCUCGACACUCCCAACCAAACGUUUUUUCCUCAGCGGUGCGAUUGGUGGACUGCCCUUCCUGUUCUUUAACAGCCGCGGUACCUUCCUGUACUUCUUCCGGGCGGCCGUGGACUCCGCUUACAAAACGGGCGUCAAGCGGGGCUUGUGGAAGGGCGGAAAGGCCGGUGAGCUGACGCUGUUUGUGCUGUCGUGGGCACUGAUGGGAUCUAUUCUGGAGGUGAGACCGUCGGCAGUUCAGGGCGGUGGGCUGCGGAAGGGCUUGGCCUUUUUGCGGGGAGAUGGGUUCGCUGAUCCAGUCGAAAAAGCGAACCGUAAGGCACGUCGGGGGAAGAAAGCCGAGGAGAAGACGGGGUAG
Penicillium riverlandense is the source of this 1626-nucleotide messenger RNA. RefSeq lists its product as uncharacterized. The record is from RefSeq and is a predicted model, not a curated record. Lineage: Eukaryota; Fungi; Ascomycota; Eurotiomycetes; Eurotiales; Aspergillaceae. The transcript is spliced from 4 exons. The coding region runs from base 1 to 1626 and encodes 541 amino acids.